Styela clava is the source of this 4350-nucleotide messenger RNA. Its product is annotated as xenotropic and polytropic retrovirus receptor 1 homolog. Gene Ontology annotation, cellular component: cytoplasm; Golgi apparatus; plasma membrane. Gene Ontology annotation, molecular function: inositol hexakisphosphate binding; phosphate transmembrane transporter activity. Gene Ontology annotation, biological process: cellular response to phosphate starvation; phosphate ion transport. The record is from RefSeq and is a predicted model, not a curated record. Lineage: Eukaryota; Metazoa; Chordata; Ascidiacea; Stolidobranchia; Styelidae.
UUCAGUAUUUAUAAUUACUAAUUCUUUUAUAUUGCUUUUACGAGACUAAUUAAGAUACAUACAGAAGUAAUUUAAAUUGGAUAUCUCAGUUACACUACUGUCAAGGAUGGUACCGGUAUUCUUAUCCAGAUAUUGAUUUAGAUAUCUAAAGAGUGUGUUUGUUGAACUAAUAUUAUAAUAAUGAAGUUUGGUGAGAAUUUACAAGCUCAUUUGACUCCUGAAUGGAGGAGUCAAUACAUAGAUUAUGAAUUUCUGAAAACUUUACUCUAUGACUGUAGAGAAGAAAGUCCUGAUGCUGAAAUCACAGAAGAAGCAACAGUACAGCGAUACUAUGCACGAUUCGAAGAAAAAUUCUUCGCUAUUUGUGACAAGGAAUUAACUAAAGUUAAUACAUUUUAUGCUGAGAAGCUGGCUGAAUCAACCAGAAAGUUUGCAACACUUCAAAGCGAACUCCAAGCACAAAAAGCAUCCCUUUUGAAAAAGGGGCCUGUGCGACAAAGAAGAAAAAGUGAAUUUCUAAUACCCACAAGAAAAAAUGUCCAAGUCAAAACUGUGAAAGAUCUCAAAUUGGCUUUUUCUGAAUUCUAUUUGAGUCUUAUCCUCUUACAAAAUUACCAAGAAUUAAACUUUACUGGUUUUCGUAAAAUUCUCAAAAAGCAUGAUAAAAUGCUUGAAACUGAUAAAGGGUGCAAAUGGCGUCAAAAAUAUGUGGAAACAGCCCCUUUUUAUACAGAUACACAUAACUCACAAUUAAUUUUAAAAACAGAAACAAAAUACAUAAAUGAUUUGGAGGGAGGUGAUCGUUCCAAGGCAAUGAAAAGAUUACGUGUGCCACCACUGAGUGAGUUUGAAAUGUAUCCAAGAUGGACGGUCUUUCGAGUAGGCCUCUUCUUAGGUAUAUUGUGCAUGAUAUUUGUUGUGGGAAUAAUAUCUGCAAUAAUAUUGGAAGUAAAAGUGGAUCCAUGGCUGGCAUUGGACCUUUAUCGGCCUGGAUUAGUACUCUUCUUGUUUUUAUUCUUCAUUGGGAUUAACACAUGGGGAUGGCGAUCUGCUGGAGUGAAUCACGUGCUUAUAUUUGAAAUAGAUCCUCGAAAUCAUUUGUCACAUUACCAUUUGUUUGAGCUAGCUGCAUUAGCAGGGAUUCUUUGGGCCAUCAGUGGUAUAUUUUUGAUAUUUGGCAAUUUAGAACCUCUCUCGGAUCAUUUUCCUGUUUAUCUCAAUCCUGGAUUAUUGUACGCGACUUAUUUAAUCUUUCUACUGAAUCCCUUACCUAUUCUGUACCAUAAGGCCAGGUUUUGGCUUUUACGUCGAAUGUGGCGACUGUUUGCUUGUGGGUUUUAUCACGUUGAAUUUGCUGAUUUCUGGCUGGCAGAUCAAUUGAACAGUCUUGUCUCAUUAUAUAUUGACUUUGAAUUCGUUGUAUGCUUCUAUGGCUUUGAUGGAAAUAUAUGGGAUGGAUGGAGAGGCGAAAAAAAUUUAAGAACAUGUGCUUCAUAUUCAUAUGGUCUACGUGCAGUUCUUGCAUGCUACCCAGCAUGGAUACGUUUUAUUCAAUGCCUCAGACGUUUUUAUGACAGCAGAAAAUGGUUCCCUCAUUUUGUAAAUGCUGGCAAGUACUCAACAGUUUUUUUCAAAGUGCUAUUCAAUGCAUUGUUCGUAUUGCAUUUUGACCAUACAGGUGAACUAAACAGUGUAUAUUUUUAUUUGUGGUUAGCUAGCUUGUUUAUAAGCAGCUGUUAUACGCUAGCUUGGGACAUAAAAAUGGACUGGGGAUUUUUAGACAAAAAUGCUGGUGAAAAUAAAUGGCUACGUGAAGAGAUUGUUUAUUCCUAUAAAGCGUAUUACUAUUUUGCUAUUGUUGAAGAUUUUAUUUUAAGAUUUUCUUGGGUAAUAAGUGUUGCAAUCACCCAUACUUUAAAAUCAACUGUUUCCAAUGGGAUAUUAAAAACUGUUUUUGUUAUAUUGGAAGUUUUUCGACGUUUUAUUUGGAAUUUUUUUCGACUUGAGAACGAACAUUUAAAUAACUGUGGUGAGUUUCGAGCAGUUCGGGAUAUUUCAGUUGCACCACUGCGUGAAGAUGAUCUUGCGACAUUAAUGCGUAUGAUGGAUGACGAAAAUGGUGUGGAGGAUUAUAGAAGAAGAGUGCGGGAAGGUGGUUCUGGGGGGAAAUCACUAGGAUCAAAUUUAUCUCGCAAAGUAGGAUCAUCUAUUCGUCAUAAUGCUUCUUCUGGUGUUAUGUUGUAUGUCGGCAGUGGGGGCUCUGACGAGGAAGGAACAAGUACAAGUGCUAUUUGAUUGAAAUAUUAUUCCCUUAUCGAUCAUUUUUUGUCAUCUAAUAGGUAAAAUUUAUAUAAUGGUGCUAAUCAUAGUGCUGUAUUAUUUAUGUUUGAAACCUUGCCAGAUUGAGAAUACAUCUGAAAAAAUACAUCUUUAUGUAGUAAAUAUUGUGAAUUACCGUAUAAAGUCAUCGAGAUAAUCAAAACGGUGGGAAUUGGAUGUCAUGGCUAAAAUUUGUAAACCAAAAAAUGUCACACAAUUUUGUGAUACAUCUGUUUCCAUAGUUUAGUAGUAAUGAUUUUGCUUCUCAUUUGCAUUGAUUCAUUGUGAGAGUCUUUCAGUCACUAAUUUUUAUUCUUCUAAGCAAACCAUCUAAAGUUCCAAAAUAUUUAAAAACGUGAAAUCCAAGAUUUUACUGUUGCUAUAACCAAAUAUUGUACAGUAAGAGUGUAAGACAAAAAUUUACCACGCUUGAAUUAUGAAACAUUCUUUUCUACCAUCUUAUUUGUAUUUUGAAUGUAUUUGUCAAUUCCGUAUUUGUUUUUUUUUAUGGUAUUUCAUGGACACUGUUGGAAGCUAUUUGCAAAUUCGAUACCUGUGCAUAUAUAUUUUAUUCAUGAGGGGACUCUCACCUGAAAUUGAAUUAAUUGAGAAAAGGGCACUUGCUUAGAGUAAUAAAUUCACUAUUCUUACAUGACCUACUGUUCAGACUUGUAUUGCAGCCUUAUGGAUUUACUAUAAUAUCAGUCAUUAUGUGAAACCUAUGUUUUGUUAUUAUUUAGAAUGGCAAGAGUUUGAAUUGAAGUAAACAUGGAAUAUGAUGGAAUGAUCGAUUCAUUUGUGACUUCACUAGUAAUAGAGCCCUGAUGCUGAAAGUGAAUUAGUGGCAUCUUUUUUCCCUAGUUGUUCUGAAACUGUAUAAUAUUAAUAAUGAAUACUUGAGCGUUGAGCCAAAAAUGUUGUUUUCCAUAUUUAAAAUAAAAAGCCUCACUUGGAAAAAAUUUGUUGUAUACCUUUCAAUUGCUUGGAAUUGUUACUUGUGUUGUUGCCUUGUAAAUUUGUUUUAUUGUUUUAUAACCUAUUGCUAUACUGCCUACAGCUAUGACUUUCUGUGCUGUGAAAUAAACACAAACAAUGUGAUGCCUUUAUUAUUUAUAGCCAAUAAAUUUAAUAUCAUUUUUGUGUUUCCUUGAAUUACUAAGAUUGUGGGCCCAUUCCUGUUGUACCUAUUUGCGGAGCAUUGGCUGGAUGUCAAUAAAUGAAUCCCCAAUAAUUACUUUUCAAUUUCAAUGAAUAAGCACUUUUAUUCAUCCUAUUGUUCAUUUCCCUGUAUGUGUCAUGCACAUGCACCUAUUAUUAAUAAUUUAUGUUAAAUUUCGCUGAGCUAUAGUUUUCUAAAUAUAGCAUGGAGGGUUAAUCAAGUAUGGUUCAUAGGUCAGUAACACAUUAGUUGGCAACAGGAAUGUGCCGAAGCUUCAUUCAAAUUACCUACCCCAUAAUAGCCCAAGUGGGCUACCAAGUAUCAUUAUAACUUUCUUUGAUUAUGGGUUCAGUGUAAAACAAUAUACUUUGAACGAAUUGAACAUUAGAAAUACCUGAAAAGGUAUUUUUCAAUGAUUCAGAUAAUCGAAAUUAUGAUUUCUGUAACCAAUUUCACUGUGGCGUCAUGGUUUUUCUUUUGAGUAAAAUUAACAUGUUUUUUGCAAAGUGUGUUUACGUUAUUUGAUAUCAUUGUUGGCCACACUUCUAAAAUACCAAACUCUUCAAAUAUAGAUAUCCCAACAUCCCUAGUUAUACGUCUCAGUGGAACUGUUAUUUGCUUUUCAUAUAUGUGGUAAGAUAUUUUUUCAUCUGUGAGAUAUUGAUUUUUAGAUUGUGUUUCGAAAGCAUGAGUUUAUCAAUAUUCAGUGUUACUUUUCACAAAACUAAAUGAGUGGUAAAAUGUAUUAACUUUUACCCUAUUGCCGUAAUUUCUUAUUUCAUUUUUCUUGUCUGUAGCAUGAAAUGAUAUUAUUAUUAAAAUUAUUUUUAUAUUGUUUAUAUUUGUUCUCUUACAUCCGUUGUUGUUAACAG